AGAAAGAAAAUAAUUGACAACUUCAACGAUGCUGAAUUACAGUCGGUGUCGAGAAAAAUUAAAAUAAAAUUUUGCUAUAAAUAUUUUCAUACAAUGGAAACGAUAUACAAUUGUUUAUCAUCCUAUUUAUUGUUUUCUCCAUUUUCCACUCUGUUCAUCACAAUGCAUACCUGCGCUUCGGUAGAAUUGCCGCCAUCGCGGUAAGUCAUUUGUUUUUAUCUUUUGUUACGGCUUCGCUCGAUGAGUUUUUUGUUGUUACUUUCUCAUAUUUGCCGGCAUCAUUUAAUUAUAUAUGUAUGACUCGCUACCUAUGUACCGACAUAGGUAAAAUAGCGAGUAAACAGGCAUUAAUACAGUUUAGUGACUGCGCAGUUAGCAGCGCAGUUGACGCAAUAUAAACUGCAAGAGAGAAUCGUCAUUGUUAGCAUAAGCCAUAGUAGGGAGGCAAGUCAAAAAUAUACAUCGAUGUUUUUUGCGAUAUAAUGCAUCAAUGCAUUUCGAUGUAUCAUAUAAAUAUAUCGACAAAUCGAUGCCCUGAAGAAAUACAUCGAUAUAUCGAUGCAUAUCGGAAGGUCCAAGGCACUUGAUAUUAACUCUGAAAAAAAAUUAAAAUCGGGAAAAUUGAAGAAAAGUUACAGCUUUUCAAAAAUGUGUGAAAAUAAUGAAGAAAUUCGCUAUAUUUUGAAAUUUUUAUUUAAAGAUGGGAAGAAUGCCACACAAGCCACAAAUGCAAUUUGUGAGGUUUACGGAGACGAUGCUGUAUCGGUUCGUGUAGCACAACAAUGGUUCGCUCGCUUCCGUUCUGGAAAUUUCGUUGUGAGAGAUGCACCUCGCUCUGGUCGACCUAUCGUUGAAAAAGUCGAUGAAAUUAUGGAAAAGAUUGAACUGGACCGUCACAUAAGCAGCCAUGACAUCGCAAAGGAACUUAACAUUCAUCAUCAAACGGUUUUGAACCAUUUAAAAAAGGCUGGCUACAAAAAGAUGCUCGAUGUUUGGGUACCACAUGAAUUGUCUGUGAAAAAUUUAAUGGAUCGAAUUAACAUCUGUGAUUCUUUGCUGAAACGAAAUGAAAUCGAACCAUUUCUGAAGCGAAUGGUAACAGGAGACGAAAAGUGGAUCAAAUACAAUAAUGUGCGAAAAAGAUCAUUGUCCAAGCGUGAUGAAGCUCAAGAAAUGGACGCAAAGCCAUUAUUGACGCCUAGAAAGGUUAUGCUGAGUAUUUGGUGGGAUUGGAAAGGAAUCAUCCACUAUGAGCUGCUGGAGCCUGAUCGAACGGUUGAUUCUACAUUUUACUGUCAACAAUUGCUGAGAUUGAAGCAAGCAAUCGAAAUUAAACGGCCAGAACUGAUGAACAGAAUCGUCUUCCAUCAGGACAACGCUAGACCAUACACAUCUUUGAUGACUCGGCAAACACUGGGGGAGCUUGGCUGGGAAGUUUUGAUGCAUCCACCAUAUAGCCCUGACCUUUCACCAUCAGACUACCAUUUGUUUCGGCCAUUGCAAAAUUCCCUUAAUGGAGUAAAUUUGGAUUCAAGAGAAGCCUGUGAAAAUUACUUGAAGCAGUUUUUUGCCGAGAAACCAGAAAAGUUUUACACUGAUGGAAUAAUGACUCUACCGGAAAAAUGGCAAAAAGUGGUAGACCAAAAUGGUACAUAUUUGGUUCAUUAAAGUUCAUUAUAAAUAUGAAAAAAGUUAAGUUUGAUUAGAAAUACGAAAAGACUCUUUCGACUAUCCUAUAUUUAUAUUUUAAAAAUAUAAACUUUCUUAUCUACUGAUAACUAUAACUACAAUAGUAUAAAUCGUUGUUAAAUAAUUAGUUAAAUUCUCUCCUUUCAUUUUUUACCACAUUUUACUGUAAGUUCGUUUUCGUUAUGUUUCGUAAAUUGACUUGAUGAAAUAUACUAAGAAAACCAGUAAUAAAAAAAGAAAAAAACAAAUGAAAUGAAACAAAAUAUAUAUAAAAUAUGAACUAAAGACAUUUAUUUUCUUUUAAGCAUGGAAAAGAUAAAAAUUUCAGGCAAGCAUUGAUACAACAAAAAAAAAACCAACAAAAAUUAGUGUAUUGUAUAUGCGAAAUGAAAAGCAGCAAACCAAAAGUUAUACAGAGAGACAUAAACACGUGCAUACAAAAUUAUCUGAAAAUGGACUUAUUAAGGUGUAGACAAGUUUUUAGAAAAAGCAAAAAAAAAAAACAUUUGUCUUUUGCAAAUUUUAUUUGCAAACAAUUCAUUUAACAAAUGUAUGUACAUAUCUAUGUAUAUUGAAAGCAACACAGCACCAAUAUAAGAAUUAAAGUUCAUAAUUAAACAAAUAUUAAUAUUUAAUCUUGAACCAAUCUAUACAAAUCAGAGAAAAAAAGUUAGUUCAUGAAUUUAAUAUAUUCAGAAAGGUAUGUAUAUACUUAUGUAUAUAAAUAAAUAUAGAUUUGAGACAGAAAAUUGCGCGCGGAUUGUUACCCAGAGGACACUUGGUCAAAGACCGGAAGUCAUGAGCUGCUGGAGCCAUAUGUAAAAGAAUCGUUUCUGGCCACUCCCAAGUGAAUGGCGAUCAGAAAACUUUUGUCACUUGCGUGAACUUCUUAUCCUUUUUGUUUCCUGUUUCCUGUAGAUACUUGAGGAGUACCACUUCAGGCAACUUACAUCCUCAUCCUCUUAAAGUCGAGAAAUUGUUGAAUCGAAAGUCUUUAGAAGGCUGUGAUCAGUAGGAUUAAACAUUUAAUACAAACUUAAAAAAUUAUAACGUUAAAACUGUUUGCUUAUUUUAUUACUAGAUUUGCUUACACAUGUUAUUUACAAUAUGACUUUCGAAAUCUAUUGUGAUCGGGGAUGCUGUUGUCAAGAGCCGUUACAAAUGUAGAUGUACACAGCCUGAAUUUCAAUUAACUAAUUGAAAAGAGUUGAUUAUUGUGUAAGCUUAUAAUACUUUUACAAUUGAUAAACUUCUAGAAAAUAUAUAUUUAUUUAAUGUUAAAUUAGUUAGAAACAUUUUUUAUCAAUAAAAAUUUAAUUUUCUUAAUUUUGUGUCAAAAUACAACUCUGGCUGAAUUACUCGUUAUGCGAAUUCGUCACUUCCACAUUCGUUAUUUUUUCAUUGUGCAAGUUUUCUACCGAGACAAGCUUCUUGUACAAGUACAGUUCUUGAACAAAUUCAUUCCGAUUUUAUAGUGAAGUGAAGCGGUUAGAUUUUUAUUAAAUUCGUGAAAUUUAUUAAUCAAACUUUUGAUCAAAUUCGUGGUGUUUUC
Messenger RNA from Bactrocera dorsalis (oriental fruit fly), 3241 nucleotides. RefSeq names its product histone-lysine N-methyltransferase SETMAR-like. The coding region runs from base 559 to 1668 and encodes 369 amino acids. Gene Ontology annotation, molecular function: nucleic acid binding. NCBI's taxonomy places the organism in Eukaryota, Metazoa, Arthropoda, Insecta, Diptera, Tephritidae. The record is from RefSeq and is a predicted model, not a curated record. The transcript is spliced from 2 exons.